UCGAGCAGAAUGUUGGCCCAGCGGUGCAGUGGCUAUAUAAAGCGCAACUGUGGCCCAAAACAGACAUUAUCAGUCCAGACUCAUCCACUAGACAACCACAGCAACAUGUUCAAAUUCCUCAUCAUUGCCGCUCUCGUUGCCUGCGCCGUGGCCAAGCCGGGCGUCGUUGCACCACUCGCCGCACCACUGGCCUACGCGAAUGCACCACUUUAUGCUGCGGGCGGCAGCAGCCAGGUGGAUAUCCGCAACAACUAUGAUGGCACCCAAUCCUCCUACACCACGGCACCCUUCGAGCUGACACCACCCUACUCCAGCCGCUAUGUCUCCGGUAUUCCAGCUGCCUAUGCCGCCGCCGCCCCAUACGCCGCUCCGUACGCCGCUGCUCCUCUGGCCUCGCCAUAUGCCGCUCCUCUGGUUGCACCAUACGCUUCACCCUACACCCUUGGCUCACCCUUUGCCGCUCCCUAUGCCGCUCCUUAUGCCGCUCCUUAUGCCGCACCCUAUGCCGCUCCUUAUGCCGCGCCCUACAGCUUCCCCGCCCCUGCUCCAGUUGUGGUCUAG
Drosophila montana is the source of this 561-nucleotide messenger RNA. RefSeq names its product cyclin-dependent kinase inhibitor 1C. NCBI's taxonomy places the organism in Eukaryota, Metazoa, Arthropoda, Insecta, Diptera, Drosophilidae. The transcript has 2 exons. Bases 10 to 561 code for a protein of 183 amino acids. The record is from RefSeq and is a predicted model, not a curated record.